UAACACAAGGGCUUCUUUCCAUUCCCAAUUCCGGUGGCAGUGGAUCUUGGUUGAUAUAAUCAACAGAACGAUGGUUGGAGGAUUGUUCAACAAGCUCGCAUCUAAAUCGCUCAAGGUUGCCGGAAAAUGGCAACAGCAGCAGCUCCGUCGUCUCAAUAUCCAUGAGUAUCAGGGAGCUGAUUUGAUGAGCAAGUUUGGUAUUAAUGUUCCAAAAGGUGUUGCUGUUGCUUCGGUUGAGGAAGUCAGGAAGGCCAUACAAACAACAUUUCCUAAUGAAAAGGAGUUGGUGGUGAAGAGCCAAAUCCUUGCUGGUGGAAGGGGACUAGGGAAGUUCACAAGUGGUCUUCAGGGUGGAGUUCAUAUUGUCAAAGCUGAACAGGCUGAAGAGAUAGCUGGCAAGAUGCUUGGACAGACUCUUGUCACCAAACAAACUGGCCCCCAAGGGAAAGUUGUCAGCAAGGUUUACUUGUGUGAAAAGGUGUCACUUGUGAAUGAGAUGUACUUCGCAAUCACUCUUGAUCGUACGACUGCUGGUCCUCUUAUAAUUGCCUGCCGAGAAGGAGGAACCAGCAUUGAAGACCUUGCAGAGAAAUUCCCUGAUAUGAUCAUAAAGGUGCCUAUUGAUGUUUUCAAAGGAAUUACCGACAAAGAUGCUGCCAAGGUGGUAGACGGUCUUGCUCCUAAAGUAGCUGACAGAAAUGCUUCAAUAGAACAAGUAAAGAAGUUGUAUAACCUUUUCCGUGAGUCUGAUUGCACGCAGUUGGAGAUCAACCCCAUUGCCGAGACUUCGGAUAACAAGUUGGUUGCUGCUGAUGCUAAGCUAAACUUCGAUGAUAAUGCCGCUUUCCGUCAAAAAGAAAUAUUUGCUCUCCGUGAUCCAACACAGGAGGACCCUCGUGAGGUCGCAGCCGCAAAAGCAGAUUUAAAUUAUAUUGGUUUGGAUGGGGAAAUUGGAUGCAUGGUGAAUGGUGCAGGAUUGGCCAUGGCCACCAUGGAUAUCAUAAAGUUACAUGGAGGAACUCCAGCCAAUUUUCUGGAUGUAGGCGGGAAUGCUUCUGAAGGACAGGUUGUGGAGGCUUUCAAGAUCUUGACUUCAGAUGACAAAGUGAAAGCGAUUUUGGUAAAUAUUUUCGGUGGGAUAAUGAAAUGCGACGUCAUAGCUAGUGGGAUUGUUAACGCUGCUAAACAUGUUGCAUUGAAAGUGCCCGUCAUUGUUCGUCUUGAAGGUACAAAUGUUGACCAAGGAAAGAGGAUUCUCAAGGAGAGCGGGAUGGCAUUGAUUACAGCCGAAGAUCUAGAUGAUGCAGCCGAGAAGGCCGUUAAAGCACUCAAGUCGGCGUAAAGUCGUUUAUCACUUUCAGAUUGAAGUAUUUCGACGGUACAAUCGAAAUCUCAAUCGGAUAAAUUUCAGUGAUUGACA
Molecule: messenger RNA, 1420 nt
Organism: Cynara cardunculus var. scolymus (artichoke)
Lineage: Eukaryota; Viridiplantae; Streptophyta; Magnoliopsida; Asterales; Asteraceae
Product: succinate--CoA ligase [ADP-forming] subunit beta, mitochondrial-like
Exons: 13
Coding region: 71-1342 (423 amino acids)
Biological process (GO): tricarboxylic acid cycle; succinyl-CoA metabolic process
Cellular component (GO): mitochondrion; succinate-CoA ligase complex
Molecular function (GO): succinate-CoA ligase (ADP-forming) activity; ATP binding
Source: RefSeq, a predicted model, not a curated record